This is a messenger RNA of Teleopsis dalmanni, 544 nucleotides long. It is a transcript of the gene bcn92, whose product is annotated as protein bcn92. Gene Ontology annotation, cellular component: mitochondrion; L-cysteine desulfurase complex. The transcript has 3 exons. Bases 69 to 332 code for a protein of 87 amino acids. The record is from RefSeq and is a predicted model, not a curated record. Lineage: Eukaryota; Metazoa; Arthropoda; Insecta; Diptera; Diopsidae. Gene Ontology annotation, biological process: iron-sulfur cluster assembly.
AGACGCUAUUUUCACGCACAUUAUAAAAUAGACAUUAAAACUAAAUUAAAUACUAUAUGUAAUUAAAUAUGUCUAUGCGGAGACAAGUUAUAUCUUUAUAUCGCAAAAUGUUGCGAGAAUCUGGAAAACUGGGACCUUACAAUUUUCGUAUGUAUGCUAUUCGGAAAAUACGAGACACAUUCCGAACAAAUAGGACAAUCGAUUUUGAAGAAAUUAGUAGACAACUCCAGCUAGCUGAACACAAUUUGGAAAUUAUUCGUCGGCAGGCUAUUAUUGGACACCUGUAUAACGUGGAUAAACUUGUUAUCGAACAAUCAAAAAAGUCCGCAUAGCACAUAUGACUAAUGAAAGAAUGACAAAAUUCAACAGAUACCUGCUGCUUUGUUUAUGAAACUGCAAUAUUAUAUUGCAAUGUAUUACUAUACUAAUAAUAAAUUGUUGUGCUUAAAAUAUUUAAUAGAAAUGUAUAAUUAUAUAUUGUAUAUGUUAAAGAUUUAUUAAUAUAUUAAUUUCGUGUUAAAUUUUUAACUCUGAAUUACGAAAA